UUACGCUGUUGGAAGAGCUACCUCCCAAGUUCUAUUGAUAUAGCAGCCAAAUGGGUGCUUAGUUACUUGCACACUGGUCCAUGCCUUUCUUUGUAUUCAUUUUACUGGACUUAGUUGCAGACUGACUAAAAGGUUCCGAAACGCAGAGAUCUUGAGAUCCAUGGGGUGGUGGUCCAUUUUGCUUUCAUUGACUUACUUGGACGGAGGCUUAACCACAAGUUUGAUCUUACUAAAAAGACUUCGAACCUCUGUUGAGUUGGUCUUUAACAUCCUCAGAAUGAAGAAAAGUGAAACUCAGGUUGAAGGCUGGCGUCAUCAAGAUAGAGAUCUACACAUGCUAGUCCUGAAGCCAUUUGAAGCUACAGUAGGAGCAAAUGGGCCAGAGGUUAUGGAGGGAAAGGGAAGAUGGGUCAAUUAUUUGCGCCAAUCAUAUGCAACAUCGAAACGGCGGACACAUUGCGCAAAAUCUAUGUGGGAAUAGUAGUAAACCUAAUAAUCAGCGAAAGAACAUGCUUCAAGGAAAACCCUGAGGGAGAAGUGGAAACUUAUGUUCAGUCAAAGGACAUGCUUCAAGGAACUAACUACCUAGGAUGCUUGGGGUAGUGAUGACGGUGAAAGCCAGGGGGAAGCACAGAUUUAUGGCGUAUCAUCUCUGAACAUGCAGAGGUGUGUGUCUGUAUGCCACAGGACUGAGAGGAGGGUGUGGGAACUGGAAAAGCAGCUCGGGUGAAGAUGCUUGGAUUCUGCAUUUCGGAGAGAGCAGCGUGGCGGGGGUGCUUGGAUUUCUGCGUUUCUCCCAGCCUAGCUCUUGUUUUCUUCUCUCGCUCUCCAUGAGCACGACGGCAUGGGCUUGCCACUGGAUUCUGGGACAAGCAUCCAGAGCCGUACCAGGCGCAGUCUGGCGGCUUCUUGCAGCUGCAGAGAGCAAUUCUCGGAAGCUCGGGAUCUGCGGCGCGUUGGUCAUAUUGCUUAUGUGCAUCUUCCUUGAGGAAGAUGCACUGACUGGCCGUGGACAUGGGCAGUGCUCAGCGGUGGUUGCUUUCAGUACCAGAGCGGCUACCACCACCGGGAGAGGCCAAUGCUGGCAGUCACGAGACGCCAACUGGGUCAAGAUUUUGGUCCAAUCUGAAAAAUAGGCAAGUGGGUACUGUUUGUCCAAGUCAGGACAUUUUGGCCACUAAGAAUCCAGCGUGUAAAUUGUUCUUUGCUUCCAACAACUUACUGGACUAAUUUACACUGGCUAAGCAUAUUUGCAGGGGGGGUCUGCAUUCCACCCUGUCGUGCUGAGGGGGACUCGUUGUUUUCAGCCCCACGGAUCACAAGGAUAUGGCGUACUACAUUCCCGACUAAAAGACAUUCACAAAAUCCAUAUUUUGCCAUCACAAGGUACAUCCAUCCACCAAGGUGUCGAGAUACCAGAAUUCAAACCCGUGUGUACUCGGUAGAGUGUUACACUUUUUAGGCACCUAUAACUCAAACUGCCCCACAAAUAGGCGCAUACACAAUUUGCUAACAGUAUGUGCUAUACAUUGAUACGGCUUUGCUAUUCUUCAAGAGUAGUUAUUUCUGAGUCGAUCCGUUAUGAUCACUCUGACAUGGGGCAGAAAUGAUACUAUUGG
This is a messenger RNA of Triticum aestivum (bread wheat), 1619 nucleotides long. RefSeq lists its product as uncharacterized. The coding region runs from base 161 to 481 and encodes 106 amino acids. The record is from RefSeq and is a predicted model, not a curated record. Lineage: Eukaryota; Viridiplantae; Streptophyta; Magnoliopsida; Poales; Poaceae. The transcript has 4 exons.